CACCCUGCGCCUUCCCCUGCUGGCUUCAUGCGGACCCUUGAGCCCACGCUCACGGCCCCUGGGCUGGAGAGGCUGUCCAAUCCCAGAAGCUCCCACUGAAGGACCAGAAUGACCGCUACCUCUGUUCACAGGGUCACCUUUGACCUUGAAAGUCAGUCAUUCUUAUACAUGAACAACUUCUGACUCAGAAAAACAGAGUAUACACACCAAUUAGACACAAAUUAAUGCUGCUAUAAAAGCAAAGCAGAUAUCACAGCCCUGGUUUCCAAACCCUCUCCCUUCAAUUUUCUGCCACGUUCUUGUCAAUCCGACUGCUCAUAGCAGAGCGUCGGGAAACAGCCUGAGUGUGGUGCCCUUGAGAGCUCUACCAAAAAGGAAACACAGAGGCACACGCACUGCAGGCGAAACCUGCACACAGGACCCCCAGGACAACGGCUCGGGGCCUUCUCCCCACCGGCACCUCUCACCACGAGGUCAGGCUCAUGGCCUCCUUCAGCCACCCAGGACUUGAACUUGAGAAGUGGGGACAGAUGGAGUGUCUGGUAACCCAAGAAACUCUGCCUACCAGAGGCACAGGUCGGAUGGUGAGUAAAUGCCUUUCCUCAAGAAAGAGAUUCCGGAGAUUGGGAGGGCGUGAGAAAUAAACAGAGACUUGUCUGACCAAGGGGGCCUUUUCCCGGUUGAAGUCACCAUCCCAGCACCACACAAGAGGCCCCUGGACACCCAUCAGAGGAAGCCCUCAGCCCCUCCAAAGGCUUCUGGGUGGAAUCAGUCCAGGCCCGGCCAGCCUUGCGUGGCUGACAAUCAGGGACAGGGUCCAGGGUCUGCUCCUGAGGGUUGGGGAGCCUCCCCCUAUGGCUGCAGCCCCUCUGUCCACACGCAGGGCACGCGGACACCACGUGUGCCCUGCACCACAGAGAGCUGGGCCCUGCACUGUGACUUGUCCUCGAGCCUGGCCUGGAAAGGGGGCGGAUGUAAGAUGGGGCUACGGCGGAGCAGAGAACAGUUUGGAGGUUCCUCGACUGAUGAAACACAGGACUAUCACGUGACCCACCAGGCCACUUCUGAGUGCAGUCACGUGCCACUUAACGAUGGGGACACAGCCUGACAAAUUUGUCGUUAGGCGACUUGGUUGUGUGAACACCACGGAGGCACUCACACGCUGGAUGGCACGGCCCGGCACGGGGCCGCCCACGGCACGCCCACGGCACGCCCACGCCCUACAGUACAUCACUGUCGCACACGCGUCGGCGUUGGCCCGAACGCCAUCAUGUGACACACGACUGCAAAUCGCACCACACCCGGAAGCAGGGGUGCAAAGCAGCAUUUUCCCAGGGACCUCCGGGCAGCAUAGCUCACAACAGGCAGAGGUGGGCCUCCCAGCCCCCUCCCACGGCGUCUCCUCUCCUCAGGUCCCCUUUUCUCCAGGAGGGGUCUCCAGCCCUGAGCUGCUGCUGUGCGAAUGGCUCGUAAGGACACACGUCCUUAGGCUGCCUGGCAAUGAGCUCAGAAAACCUUGUGAGUGUGCAGGCUCCUCCCCUACUUCCUGCUUCCCCACCACCACCAGUGCCACCAGCCUUAUUAUCAUUCCACUCCAUCUGAACCUGCAGGUUGACGACGUCAGUGUGACAGUGAACCUGGAGGGAGAAGGCCAGCCUCAGGAGGACGACAGGCGCCCUCAGCGAGCGGCGAGAAGGGCACCUGACACUCACUUGGGAGACAGCCUCCCCCAGGAAGGCCCCAUGCCAGGCCUGAACAGGGACAGUGACACAAGCUCUCACUCAGGCUUGGCAAAGGGACAAUGUGACACGUGACUGAGGCAUGAGAAGACCAAGGUGCUCCCAACCCCUCUUUCCACUUGACCCUGUACGUCUCACUUAGGGGCUGGGAAGACAGCGGGUUCACAGAGGGGAGAAGGGAGGGUCCACGACCCACCCGAGGUGCCGUCACUCGGGGCCCUAAGGGGUCAGAGCCCCUGCAGGACGACCCUGCAGCCACACCGGCUCGGGGCAGGGGCGGG
This is a messenger RNA of Rhinolophus ferrumequinum (greater horseshoe bat), 2020 nucleotides long. RefSeq lists its product as uncharacterized. The record is from RefSeq and is a predicted model, not a curated record. The transcript is spliced from 2 exons. The coding region runs from base 1092 to 1814 and encodes 240 amino acids. Lineage: Eukaryota; Metazoa; Chordata; Mammalia; Chiroptera; Rhinolophidae.